AUGCGCUGGAAGGCGCUGCUCUCGUUCUCAUGCCGCAACAGGCUGCUGCUCACGGGCACGCCCAUCCAGAACAGCCUGGCCGAGUUGUGGGCCCUCCUGCACUUCAUCAUGCCGCAGCUCUUCGACUCCCAGGAAUCCUUCCAGGAGUGGUUCAGCAAGGACGUGGAGGGUUUCGCGGCCGCCAGCGUGGGCGGCGGCUCCGGGCCGUCGCGCCUCAACUCGGCCCAGCUGGCGCGGCUGCACGCCGUGCUGUCGCCCUUCAUGCUGCGGCGCAUCAAGGCCGACGUGCUCAAUGAGAUGCCGCCGAAGACGGAGGUCACGAUCCAGUGCCCCCUCAGCCGCCGCCAGGGCCAGCUGUACGCUGCGCUGCGGGGCCGCCUGUGCGUGGCCGACCUGUUUGUCAGCGACAGGGCCAAGGUGGCGCGGCUGCUCAACCUCGUUAUACAGCUGCGCAAGGUGUGCAACCACCCAGAACUAUUCGAGCAGCAGGCAGAGCGCGCCCCCCUCCACUUCGCCCCGCCCCCGCCGGCCCCGCCGCGCCCGCCGCCCUUCGGCCGCGUGGAGCGCCUCGUGCCCCUCGCGCCGCGUGGCUUUCUCGAGCUGCGCCUGCCGCGGCUCGUAUAUAACGAUUGCCUCGCCGGCUGGGGCGCGGCGGGCGGCACGGCGGCGGGCGGCAGCGGCGGCGGCGGCGGGCCGGUGCGCAGCGGGUGCUUCGGAUUCACGCGCCUGGCGGGCCUCGCGCCCGCUGAGGUGGCGGCGCUCGCGGCGGCUGACCCCUUUGAGCGCUGGGAGCUCUCGCGGCAGCUGCGGCCCGGCGGCCGGCGGCGGCGCGCGCUGCGCGUGGCGCAGUCCUGGUCGGAGCACUGGGACUGUGGCGGGGGCGAGGGCGGCGGCGGGGUGCAGGCGGGGUCGGCGGCGGCGCGCGCGCGGGGGCGGCUGUGGCGGACUGGGUGCAUGCUGGUGGUUCCGCUGGCGUCGGACGCGCCGUGCCUGCGGCGGCGGCUGGUGGAGCCGGGGGCGGCUGGCAGCUCGCAGCAUGGGCAGCAGCAGGAGCAGCAGCAGCAGAGGCAGCAGGAGGUGAGCAAGGGACAGGAGCAGCAGCAGCAGCAGCAGCAGCAGCAGCAGCAGCAGCAGCAGCAGCAGCAGCAGCAGCAAUCGUCAAUCAAGGACCAGCAGCAUCAGGAGCAGCAGGAGCAGCAGCAGGAGCAGCAGCAGGAGCAGCAGCAGGAGCAGCAGCAGGAGCAGCAGCAGGAGCUCAAACAGGAGCAGCAGCAGCAGCAGCACAACGCGGAGCAAAUGAAUGAGGGUUCGCACCAGCAUAAUGAGCAGCCGCAGCAACAGCAGCAACAGCAGCAACAGCAGCAACAGCAGCAACAGCAGCAACAGCAGCAACAGCAGCAACAGCAGCAACAGCAGCAGCAACAGCAGCAGCAACAGCAGCAACAGCAGCAGCAGCAGCAGCAGCAGAAGCAGCAGCAAGCCUGGCAGCCGCCCGGCGGCCUCGAAUCGGCUGACCGUCCGCUGACUUGCGGCGCCGCCGCGCGGCUGCGCAGCUUUGGACCGACGACCCCCGCGCGGCGCGCCAGCAGCGCCGGUGGCGCGAGGGCGGCUCCUGGGAGCGCGCGCUUCUGCUGUCCUCUGUCGACGGCGCCGGCUGGGCUGUCGGGGGUCCAGAUGCGGCGGGGCCGGCUGUGUUCUACGCGGGCGCGCCCCCGCUGGUGA
Monoraphidium neglectum is the source of this 1722-nucleotide messenger RNA. RefSeq names its product DNA helicase INO80. The transcript is spliced from 7 exons. Bases 1 to 1722 code for a protein of 573 amino acids. The record is from RefSeq and is a predicted model, not a curated record. NCBI's taxonomy places the organism in Eukaryota, Viridiplantae, Chlorophyta, Chlorophyceae, Sphaeropleales, Selenastraceae. Gene Ontology annotation, biological process: DNA repair. Gene Ontology annotation, cellular component: Ino80 complex. Gene Ontology annotation, molecular function: ATP-dependent chromatin remodeler activity; histone binding; ATP hydrolysis activity.